Cherax quadricarinatus is the source of this 13570-nucleotide messenger RNA. RefSeq names its product malectin-A. Gene Ontology annotation, cellular component: membrane. Gene Ontology annotation, molecular function: carbohydrate binding. The record is from RefSeq and is a predicted model, not a curated record. Lineage: Eukaryota; Metazoa; Arthropoda; Malacostraca; Decapoda; Parastacidae.
GCAGACGACAACAGUGUUGAUGUCAAACCUGUGGAGUGUGGCCUUAUAUAUUGCUUUUUAUAGUCCUCAUGGCCUCUAACACCUAUUACCACUCUCUCAUCAUCAUCCUCACCUAUCUGGCCACCACCUAUGGCCUGGGGGAGGUUAUAUAUGCCGUUAAUGCAGGUGGUGAUGCACACAUUGAUGUUUAUGGUGUGAGGUAUGAGAAGGACCCCCUGACUGGUAAAGUGGGCACAGCUUCGGACUUCGGCAAGCAAUUGGUUAUUGGAAGAGUGCCACCUGGUGAUCAGGUGCUGUAUCAGACUGAAAGGUAUCACCAUUCAACUUUUGGAUAUGAAAUUCCUCUCAAAGGUGACGGAGACUACGUUCUUGUUCUUAAAUUUUCAGAGGUGUACUUCAAUGCACUAGAUCAGAAGGUAUUUGAUGUUGUAAUGAACAACGAUAUUACAGUAGUUCCGGCACUUGACAUCUUCGGCAGAGUAGGCAGAGGCGUGGCUCAUGACGAGUAUGUUCCUUUCACAAUUCUCUCCAACACACUUAUAGUUGGGGGUCAAGAGAGUCCACUCAGAAGUAGCAAAGUCAAGGUUGACUUUGUCAAGGGUUACAAAGAUAAUCCGAAAGUCAAUGCAAUUUUUGUAAUCAAGGGAAGAUUAGAUGAUGUGCCCAAGCUGCCGCCUUUACCCAGGGAAGAGGAUCUUGAUAGUGAUGUAGAGGAGCCCCGGCCGAGUGCAAACUUGCCUAACAGUAAUAACCAAAACAACAAACAGUCACAGACUAUGAAGCGCCGACCCAGCGGUCCUCGCACUCCCGACCCCUAUGCCUUGGAUGACACUAGUUCUAUGCUACCCGUUUUUGUUGCUAUAGGGGCCGCUAUUCCCAUUCUCUUUUGUCUGUGUAAACUGUGAUGAAAGUACUGUAUAUAUUUAUAUUUUCCAGAGCAAAGUGAUUUACUUUGGUUUUUUUAAGGACUUUCUCUUGUAUCCUAAUACCUCUGUUCAAAAAUAAAUUUUGGAAAUUAUAUUCAUAAGAAUGUAUUUGAUGAUAUCAGAAAAAGAUGGCUUUUUAAAGUUGUAAAUCAUUCAGUAUUGUUAAACUAAAAAUAUUAGUAGCCAAACAUGCCAGUAUUAAGUAAAUAAUAAGUACCUGGGGUUUUAGAUUCAUGGAAAAUUAGGAGGGAUUUAGCACCAAUUGUUUUGGUAUUUUUUUGACAUUAAUUUUUAAUUAAACAGAGAUUCAUCAAUGAGCCGGAGGUAGGGGAUACUUUGCCAUUAUCUUACUAGUCUAUGUGGUGCUCACAACUCAUCUACUGCAACAAGAAAAGUGAUAAAUUAGACACAUGUGCAACACUUGGGUAUCCUGUCAUAUAGGACUGAUGAAGCCACACAGUGGCUUCAUCAGUCCUAUACAAAGGUGAAUGGUGAAGAUCAGGAGUAGUUUGAGGUAGUCAGUCCCUCAGCCUGGAGUUGAUGUAAUCAGUCCAUCAGUCUUGAAAAGAUUGAGGGGCUGAUUAUCUCAAACUCCUCCUGAUCUUCACCAUUCUCCCUUGUAUAGGACUGAUGAAGCCACUGUGUGUCAAAACAUUUCCUCAGUAUAGAUACUCAAGUCUAGGUAGUAGGUUGGUAGACAGCAACCGCCCAGGGAGGUACUACCGUCCUGCCAAGUGAGUGUAAAACGAAAGCCUGUAAUUGUUUUACAUGAUGGUAGGAUUGCUGGUGUCCUUUUUUUCUGUCUCAUAAACAUGCAAGAUUUCAGGUACGUCUUGCUACUUCUACUUACACUUAGGUCACACUACACAUGCAUGUACAAGCAUAUAUAUGUAUAUAUACACAUCCCUCUGGGUUUUCUUCUAUUUUCUUUCUAGUUCUUGUUGUUGUUUAUUUCCUCUUAUCUCCAUGGGGAAGUGGAACAGAAUUCUUCCUCCGUAAGCCAUGCGUGUUGUAAGAGGCGACUAAAAUGCCAGGAGCAAGGGGCUAGUAACCCCUUCUCCCGUAUAAAUUACUAAAUUUAAAAAGAGAAACUUUCGUUUUUCUUUUUGGGCCACCCUGCCUUGGUGGGAUACGGCCGGUUUGUUGAAAAAAAAAAAAAGAUACUCGGGUGUUGCAUAUGUUUCUGAUUUAUCAACUUGUUGGUUCUCUGAACCAUUUAUCUACAACAAGGAAGUUUGUGGGUGACCCAUUAUUUUGUUUUAAUUGUAAGUGAGAAAUUAACCAAAGAUUGCUUUGUUCUUUCGAACAGAGGUGAAAGUCUUUCUUGGGAUCCAAGUUGUGUGGUAUGUGCACAUCUUAGCUUUUAUUGAUAGGUAAUGGAGAACAUAUAAUGUUUUUAUCACCCUUCCCAAUGCAUUUAUUCUUAAGGCAUUUUGGAAAAUUAUUUAUAUUCGGUCCUUCAUCACAAAAAAUGCACAUUAAGUUAAAUGUGGUUAUCCAUGCACCCCUUCUACCUUCACUUUUGUGUAGAUUGAGGGGAUUUGUUCAGUUGUAAUGGCACAAAAUGUAAAUCUGGGAGCUCGGGGCUCAUCCGUUCCUUGAAAAAGUUAGUUAUUUAUUACGAUUUUUUUGAUACAUAAGGAUGACAUUUGCUUGUACAGUAUUUUUAUACAACUUAUUCAUUUCUUCUGUCCAGGUUUCCGGUAGAGAAUGAGAUAAGCUGUGAAGUAUUGCUGUUCUAUAUUGCGUCCAUUUCUUAAGAUAAGUGGCUUAGCGUGUAACCAAGAAACCUUGGACUAGAUGUGAAUUUUCUUGCUAAAUGACUAAAAGUUUUUAUAGUUGUAUUUAAUUUUGCUCUAUUUUUUCUGAAUUUUUAUGGUUAUUUGUUUACUGAAUGUUUACUUUGUGUGGGCUUUGAAUGCCCAGUGGGAGGGUGAAGGUCGGUUUGAUAAAAUAUUGAAGCUAAAAUGUGACAUACAAAUGGAUGUAGGGAACAAUUUUGUCCAGAUGGAAACUUCAUGGCUUUUACCAGAGUACGUCUUAAACUGGUGGACCACAAGCCAGCUCCACGGACAACAUAUAACACUGCACAGGUUGUAAAUGUGUUGAGUUAGUUCUUCGGCAGUACAGUGUUGUGGGAAUUUAGAUAUUGUAGAUACCAGCUAUCUCUCAUACACAUAACUGCUUACUUUAAACUGUACAGUAAUCUCUUUCUUAUUCAGAAUAAUGCACACAAUGGGGUAUCCCACUUCAACAUAGCCUAAUUUCAUACAGUGCAUUUUUUUUAUAUAUUUCUCAUCUAUUAUAAACAUUUUUUAUUUACAAACUUUUAUUGGUUAAGUUAGGUUGCAUUAACAUAGAAAAAAUAGCAAGUUACAAAGAAAAUGUCUGGCAGUGAGAUGUGUCAGUGAAACUGUAGAAAAAACCAUACCACCCGUGGUAUGGUUUUUUCAAUUCCCACCCGUGGGGAUUGAACUCGUGGUGAGUGAGUCGUUAAAUUCCAGGCCAGCGUGUGAUAUGGUUUGUUUGCAAUUGUGGCAUUAUGAUAUUGUCAGUCUUGAAACUGUAAACUAUAAGGACUUUAAGGGCAGGUUGCCUAAUUUAGAGAAUGUUCCAUAUAUUAAAAACCACACACCAUCUGACCUCUAAACAAAUAAAAAUUACUAUGAAAAUAGACUUUCUAACUUAAAAUAUGAAACUUUUGCUCUUCUUAAAAAACAGUAUUAGGAUCAUUCACAUUUUGCUUACACUAUUUAUGGGAUUCCACACCAAAAAAGAAAAACUGAAUAAGUGCGAGAUUACUGUAGCUAAUUUUUCCAUCUACAGUACAGCCUCUCCUCACUUAGCGACAUACUUGUUUACCGAUGACUCGGACAGUCGAGCUCUCUGACCAGUAUGCAUACCUAAAUAAAGUAUGUUAGAGCUGAUUUUCUCUAUUCUGUUUAUUACAAUAUAUAGUACACUACUGUAUAAACAUUUAAAAAAUAGUAUACUGAAAAUGUUAUAAAUGGUGCAAAGGUGACAUUAAAACAACAUCAAAGAUGGUUGACACAAACCCACUACCAUUAUAGUAUGCUCCUCACUUAGUGACGAAUUUGUUUACUGACGUGGUCUUAAGAACGGAACUCCUUCGUUAAGUGAGGAGAGGCUGCAUUCCCAUUAGACUGAAAAUAUAUAACACAGCUAUGAUUCUCUUGGCUGAGUGGCAUAUUAGCAGUAAUUUGUAUUUGUUUAAUAUAACCUUGGUUUUGAAAGUUAUUCAUCAUUGACUCUUUACUGUAGUUUUUCAGAAAGAUAUAUUUUUAUUAAAUAUUAUGUAGGUGUUCUCAGUUCAUGUUAUUUAUAUUAUUUAUAUUGAAAUGUGUGUUACAUGAUGUGCACUAAGCAGGCUAAUGAAAUGCAUGUAUGGAGAUUAUCUGUGGAAUAUUUUGUUUGAGACUCGCGUUGUUUUCCUCGCCUUCCUUAUACAUGUUAAGAAUCUUGAAUGAUAAUAUCCUGAAUUGGCAAAAUGGGAAUUUUAAUACACGUAUGAGUCUUGACUUACGAUGAGGUUAUAUUCCAACAAACCCAUCAUAAGUUGAAAAUACUGGAAGUCGAAUGUGAUUUUUUUUUUUUUUUUUUUUAACAUGUCUGCCAUUUUCUACCAAGGCAGGGUGAUCCAAGAAAGAACAUAAUCACUGUCUUUGCAGAGGCGCUUAGAUACGACAGUUUAGAUGUCACUCCAAAUAGCCAAUAUCCCAAACCCCUCUUUUAAAGUGCAGGCAUUGUACUUCCCACCUCCAGGACUCAGGUCCAGCUAACUGGUUUCCCUGAAUCCUUUCACAAAUUAUUACCCUGUUCACACUGAAUAAGUAAAUAAAUAAUUACUGUAAAUAACUAAAUACCAGUAUUGAGAAGUAAAUAAAUGAAUACAAGUUACAGACUUGCCGCCUUCAUGCUGGGUAAUUAUCUUAAGCUUCCCUGCCAAAGUAAUUGCUUCUGAACCACCGUUCAUCGAGGAGCACCUGUAUGUGAUUAAAAACAAGUUGGGAAAGAUGUAUCUAGGGUCAGACCUGCCAGCCUCUUGUUUGUGAAUUUGUAACCAUACCGACUAGGCCAUGGUGUCUUUAAAAACUUAAAGCACCAUGACCUUGUCAAAUGUACAAUAAUUGUAUAUUUGGAGUGACCAUGGUCUCAGAACCAUGCAUUUUGUCUUUCCAACUAGUCAGUAUAGGUGUGGGCACUGAAAUGUGAUGCUGUCAGUUCUAUUCCCAAUACUCUUCAUUACUGAAUUUCAUUUAUAUUAAAUUUUCAAUGGUGUACCAGAAUAUUCCUUCAUCGUAAAUCAGUAUAAUGUGCUCGGUCAUCUCUCCCAAGGAUAAACAAGUGGCCCUCGUGUUUAAAUUUCUUAUGACUUGACUUGUCCUGCUGCUCGAUUGAUUAUCUUAAAAUUUGUAGAACGAGUUGUCUACAAUUUCAAGCAUGAAAAGUGAGAAGCGUGGAAUUCCGGUAGAUCCUAUAAAUUAUUUUUAAUUUAUAUCCUAGGGCACCUGUACUUAAUAAAAUAAUUAAUUUUAAUAUAUGCCAUGUAACACUUCCUUAUAUGUAAGUUUUGGGAAUAAACAGAUUUUUUGGAGACACUUAAGUUAGUGCACACAUAUGGGACUUGUACUUGAGACAUUUUAUGUUACUUUUGAGAAAAGAGUGAAAGAAUUUACAUGAUUAUUUAGGCCUAUUGUUAACAGGAUAAUGUGUAAAUGAUUUAUUUUGCACAGGAUUUUUACAUUAAUAACAAACCUAUUCAUAUAUAGAGCAGUAAUAUUUAUUUAUUCUGGCAAGUCAUAUAGUAUACAUAUUAAAAGCAUUAACAAGUUGAGCAUUAAUUCUUGUGGCACCGACUGAUCACAUUUCCUAUUCAAGUCAUUUUUAUCUCUAUUUGGGUUUGGCAUUAGUGAUGAUCAUAAUCUCUGUUCAUCGAUUUCAUUUUCGGUUCUUGCACGCACUCAUUAAAUGUUUUGAAGUUUUCAGAGUAUUUCAUAAGAGACUAUCUAAAGGUUAAAAACUAAAUAAACAGAAUGGGUUUAUCCACCAUUUAUUUGAAUAAUGUCUGUGACUAUUAUAGUAGUUAAAUAAUUUGUCACAGAGUAGUCCAUUCUUCUAAUCAAAAUCCAAGAUUUAAUAAAAAAAAUUUGCUUUCAGUACAUUCACAGUUUUCCAUUUGCCUUCAGGUUUACUUUGUAACAAAAUCUAAAAGUGUUCAGAGUGGAUAGCUUAGUUUUUCUGAGAAUUCCUUUACAACCCAAGGUGCUCUCUCAUCUGGUUUGCCUGCUUUUUCUUUAACAUCCAGUAUAUUUAUUAUUAUUUUAUUUUAUUAUCACACUGGCCGAUUCCCACCAAGGCAGGGUGGCCCGAAAAAGAAAAACUUUCACCAUCACUCACUCCAUCACUGUCUUGCCAGAAGGGUGCUUUACACUACAGUUUUUAAACUGCAACAUUAACACCCCUCCUUCAGAGUGCAGGCACUGUACUUCCCAUCUCCAGGACUCAAGUCCGGCCUGCCGGUUUCCCUGAACCCCUUCAUAAAUGUUACUUUGCUCACACUCCAACAGCACGUCAAGUAUUAAAAACCAUUCGUCUCCAUUCACUCCUAUCAAACACGCUCACGCACGCCUGCUGGAAGUCCAAGCCCCUCGCACACAAAACCUCCUUUACCCCCUCCCUCCAACCUUUCCUAGGCCGACCCCUACCCUGCCUUCCUUCCACUACAGACUGAUACACUCUUGAAGUCAUUCUGUUUCGCUCCAUUCUCUACAUGUCCGAACCACCUCAACAACUCUUCCUCAGCCCUCUGGACAACAGUUUUGGUAAUCCCGCACCUCCUCCUAACUUCCAAACUACGAAUUCUCUGCAUUAUAUUCACACCACACAUUGCCCUCAGACAUGACAUCUCCACUGCCUCCAGCCUUCUCCUCGCUGCAACAUUCAUCACCCAUGCUUCACACCCAUAUAAGAGCGUUGGUAAAACUAUACUCUCAUACAUUCCCCUCUUUGCCUCCAAGGACAAAGUUCUUUGUCUCCACAGACUCCUAAGUGCACCACUCACUCUUUUUCCCUCAUCAAUUCUAUGAUUCACCUCAUCUUUCAUAGACCCAUCCGCUGACACGUCCACUCCCAAAUAUCUGAAUACAUUCACCUCCUCCAUACUCUCUCCCUCCAAUCUGAUAUUCAAUCUUUCAUCACCUAAUCUUUUUGUUAUCCUCAUAACCUUACUCUUUCCUGUAUUCACCUUUAAUUUUCUUCUUUUGCACACCCUACCAAAUUCAUCCACCAAUCUCUGCAACUACUCUUCAGAAUCUCCCAAGAGCACAGUGUCAUCAGCAAAGAGCAGCUGUGACAACUCCCACUUUGUGUGUGAUUCUUUAUCUUUUAACUCCACGCCUCUUGUCAAGACCCUCGCAUUUACUUCUCUUACAACCCCAUCUAUAAAUAUAUUAAACAACCACAGUGACAUCACACAUCCUUGUCUAAGGCCUACUUUUACUGGGAAAUAAUUUCCCUCUUUCCUACAUACUCUAACUUGAGCCUCACUAUCCUCGUAAAAACUCUUCACUGCUUUCAGUAACCUACCUCCUACACCAUACACUUGCAACAUCUGCCACAUUGCCCCCCUAUCCACCCUGUCAUACGCCAUUUCCAAAUCCAUAAAUGCCACAAAGACCUCUUUAGCCUUAUCUAAAUACUGUUCACUUAUAUGUUUCACUGUAAACACCUGGUCCACACACCCCCUACCUUUCCUAAAGCCUCCUUGUUCAUCUGCUAUCCUAUUCUCCGUCUUACUCUUAAUUCUUUCAAUAAUAACUCUACCAUACACUUUACCAGGUAUACUCAGCAGACUUAUCCCCCUAUAAUUUUUGCACUCUCUUUUAUCCCCUUUGCCUUUAUACAAAGGAACUAUGCAUGCUCUCUGCCAAUCCCUAGGUACCUUACCCUCUUCCAUACAUUUAUUAAAUAAUUGCACCAACCACUCCAAAACUAUAUCCCCACCUGCUUUUAACAUUUCUAUCUUUAUCCCAUCAAUCCCGGCUGCCUUACCCCCUUUCAUUUUACCUACUGCCUCACGAACUUCCCCCACACUCACAACUGGCUCUUCCUCACUCCUACAAGAUGUUAUUCCUCCUUGCCCUAUACACGAAAUCACAGCUUCCCUAUCUUCAUCAACAUUUAACAAUUCCUCAAAAUAUUCCCUCCAUCUUCCCAAUACCUCUAACUCUCCAUUUAAUAACUCUCAUCUCCUAUUUUUAACUGACAAAUCCAUUUGUUCUCUAGGCUUUCUUAACUUGUUAAUCUCACUCCAAAACUUUUUCUUAUUUUCAACAAAAUUUGUUGAUAACAUCUCACCCACUUUCUCAUUUGCUCUCUUUUUACAUUGCUUCACCACUCUCUUAACCUCUCUCUUUUUCUCCAUAUACUCUUCCCUCCUUGCAUCACUUCUACUUUGUAAAAACUUCUCAUAUGCUAACUUUUUCUCCCUUACUACUCUCUUUACAUCAUCACUCCACCAAUCGCUCCUCUUCCCUCCCGCACCCACUUUCUUGUAACCACAAACUUCUGCUGAACACUCUAACACUACAUUUUUAAACUUACCCCAUACCUCUUCAACCCCAUUGCCUAUGCUCUCAUUAGCCCAUCUAUCCUCCAAUAGCUGUUUAUAUCUUACCCUAACUGCCUCCUCUUUUAGUUUAUAAACCUUCACCUCUCUCUUACCUGAUGCUUCUAUUCUCCUUGUAUCCCAUCUACCUUUUACUCUCAGUGUAGCUACAACUAGAAAGUGAUCUGAUAUAUCUGUGGCCCCUCUAUAAACAUGUACAUCCUGAAGUCUACUCAACAGUCUUUUAUCUACCAAUACAUAAUUCAACAAACUACUGUCAUUUCGCCCUACAUCAUAUCUUGUAUACUUAUUUAUCCUCUUUUUCUUAAAAUAUGUAUUACCUAUAACUAAACCCCUUUCUAUACAGAGUUCGAUCAUAGGGCUCCCAUUAUCAUUUACACCUGGCACCCCAAACUUACCUACCACACCCUCUCUAAAAGUUUCUCCUACUUUAGCAUUCAGGUCCCCUACCACAAUUACUCUCUCACUUGGUUCAAAGGCUCCUAUACAUUCACUUAACAUCUCCCAAAAUCUCUCUCUCUCCUCUGCAUUCCUCUCUUCUCCAGGUGCAUACACGCUUAUUAUGACCCACUUCUCGCAUCCAACCUUUACUUUAAUCCACAUAAUUCUUGAAUUUACACAUUCAUAUUCUCUUUUCUCCUUCCAUAACUGAUCAUUUAACAUUACUGCUAUCCCUUCCUUUGCUCUAACUCUCUCAGAUACUCCAGAUUUAAUCCCAUUUAUUUCCCCCCACUGAAACUCUCCUACCCCCUUCAGCUUUGUUUCGCUUAGGGCCAGGACAUCCAACUUCUUUUCAUUCAUAACAUCAGCAAUCAUCUGUUUCUUGUCAUCCGCACUACAUCCACGCACAUUUAAGCAUCCCAGUUUUAUAAAGUUUUUCUUCUUCUCUUUUUUAGUAAGGGUCUACAGGAGAAGGGGUUACUAGCCCAUUGCUCCCGGCAUUUUAGUCGCCUCAUACGACACGCAUGGCUUACGGAGGAAAGAUUCUUUUCCACUUCCCCAUGGACAAUAGAAGAAAUAAAGAAGGACAAGAGCUAUUUAGAAAAAGAAGAAAAACCUAGAUGUAUGUAUAUAUAUAUGCAUGUGCGUGUCUGUGAAGUGUGACCAAAGUGUAAGUAGGAGUAGCAAGAUAUCCCUGUUAUCUAGCGUGUUUAUGAGACAGAAAAAGAAACCAGCAAUCCUACCAUCAUGCAAAACAGUUACAGGUUUCUGUUUCACAGUCAUCUGGCAGGAUGGUAGUACUUCCCUGGGUGGUUGCUGUCUACCAACCUACUACCUAACAAAGUAGAUCAAAGUUUUUUUACACAUUUUCAAAUGUAGAAAAACAAAAAGAUGAUCUACUUUUUUUACAUACUUUCAAAUGUUGAAAAAACAUAUGCUAUAUACGUUUGGACCGUUUACGGGUUAAGCCCUAUUUUUCAUAACUCUCAAUGAUUCAUUAAAUCAUAAUUUGCUGUCUUUCUUUGUCCCCUUUCUUGAAAUAUGGGCACUCUGAUUCUGUCUUCUCGUGUGUUACGGAAAUCUUUGUAAAAUUGGUUUAUGGGCUCCUUAUAUUUUAUUUUGUUACUGUGAAUACUGAGAGAGAUUAUCAUAGUUACUUUUUCUCCAAGUUAAUUUAGCAUCAUAUGUACUGAAAAUUUUGAAUUAACAUAAAAAUUUGAUAGGAAGAUUGGAAUUUUAACCUAAAGUCAUAGAUUACCAACUCGUCUGUGGCUCAAUGGCUAACCUGGACAGUUGGGUCAAGUUUUGAUAACCACUGAAUUAUCAUCAUAUGUUGUUUAUACUAGAACAAAAUCACUUUCCAGUGGAAUUUAGAUAGUCUGUUGAAAUUAUUUUUCUCAUUUUUAAGUUUUUUUAAAAAAUAAUAGGUCUAACUUAGGUAUGUUGACUUCUGCCACUCGAGUAGUUCGUUAGAUGUUAUAAAGCAUAAAAAAGCCCAGUGAUCAAAUUUAAUUAACAUUCCAGACUGACUCAAAAUCGUAAUAACAUGAUUGUAAACAAAUCAUGGAAUAGGUAGGGAUGGAACCUAUGGCUGGCCAAGUGGCUGAUGCACUGUCCUGGAGUUUUACCACUCGCCAUAUGUUCAAUUCCUGCCCGUUCCAUGGUUCAUCAGAUUCUUAAGUUACCCAGUAUAUUUCUGUAUGUAGUUUUCCCUUGUUUUAAGCUUUUGUACUUUAUGCAAAUUCAUUUUUAUUUAGUAACCUCAUUUUUACCAGUAAUUCACUAUAUUCAGUAUAAAUUUACUCUUAUGAUCAUCCAAGUCCAGCAUCAGUAUUUGUUAACAUUACCGUUAUUUCUUCAAAUAUCGUUAAACUGGUGUAUCUUGACAUUUAUGAGAAAGAGGAAAGAAAAUAACAGAUUUGAGUGUGGUAAAUCCAACGAGAAGUUUUUGAACGAAGAAAAGCACUCAACCAAGACUAUGGGUGGAUCAAGAGAAAACAGAGAAAUAGGGACAUGUGAAUUUAGAGGUUUGUAAUGCAGAUGCUUCAAUGUGGACUGACUGGCUGGCUGGUUGGUGGUAUAUCAAAAAUAAAACAGGAGAAUUACGAUUGCAUUUUAGAUUUAAUUUUUCUCUUUUUCUUACCAAAUGCAUUUACUUUUGCUAUAUGACCAUUUGAAUCUGUUGUAUGCUCAUAUUUUUUUGGUACUAAUAAGAAUGAAAAUGUGUGUUAUGGUAACUGUACCGGGAGAAUGAUUGAAUUUUAAAUUUUACUCGUUUAGUUACUUAUGGACCAAAUUAAAUUUCGUAUUCCAUUUUGUACAUGUGUGUUAAGGUUUUUUUGGGGGGGAAACAUUUGUCAAUGAAUGGAAUUUGCCAGGUUUUUGAAACAUUUCUGUAUAUAUUAGGUUCACUUUAUGCGCCAUAAGCUAGAAACUCGUCCAUUGCGUACUGCAAGAGAUACCUGUACUGUAGGCAAAAUCCCAGUUAUAAUUAUUUUCCUAAUCUCUUCAUUAAUAUUGUAGUUCCUUUUGUAUAUUUUACAAUCCCUUAUUUAUCUUGUUAAAGAUUUUUCUCUCCCUCUCUUAUUUAUAUUUAAACUGCUAUGUACAGUGGACCCCCGACUUACGAACAUCUCCCAACUCGAACAGUUAUGUAAGUGUAUUUUUGGGGGUCUGAAAUGGACUAAUCUAAUUUAUGGGAGCAAAUUCGUUUGGUAACAGCACUCGAACAGCCUUCUGGAAUGAAUUAAUAUCGUAAGUCGGGGGUCCACUGUAUUUGCAUUUACUACCUGAGGUUUUGUUAUUGUUUGUUAUGUGUAUGUUAGUGUGUGUAUAUUGUAUGCAAAAUGUUUAUUUUACCUUUACCAUUUUAAGUAAUUUCAUAACAGUGUUUAUAUUUCUGAAGUGUUCGGGUUAUUAGUGUUUAAGUUACUGUAAGUGUUGUACUUAGCUUUUGUAGUUCAUUUGAUUAGAGCUUUUGCUUAGGAAUUGUUUUGUAAUUUUCUUCUUUAUAUUCGCUUUUAUUGUAAUUGUUUACACCGCUUUAUAUUUUUUGCAGUAAUAUACUACAAAAGUGGCUUACUGCUGUUACCUUACACACACAUAUGGGGGAAGGUGUCUUGGGGUCUGCUUGGACAACCAAAUCUUUCUACCUUAGGGAUUAGAACACUGCUUCCUAAGUUAGGAGUAGUGAUGAUGUUCACCUAAAUAGAAUGUACAUGGGUACAAUGUAUAGGAAAUGUGGAUUGAUAACUUCUCUGCAUUUAUAUGUUGAAUUCACUUGAUAAAGCAUCAGAAUAAGUGAUAUAUAUAUGUACUGUUAAAAUUUGGAUCAGUCUGACCUCAACAUGAAGGAUAACUUAAGGAAAUUAGUGUAAUGAAGUAUUCAGUAUUGUAGAUUAAUUUUGCUUGAUUAAUUUGAAAUUUGCAUAUUGUUUAUCUGUCACGUUUAAAAAACAAAUAAUUAUCUUUUCAAUAUGGUAAACUAACAGUUUAAUAAAUUAAUAGGGGAAAGUGCCUGGUAAUGGAGAUUGUGGCGGACAGUUCUGUAAACAACGGAUUUUGUCCCAUAUUUUUCAAGGACAUAAGAAUUGAAGAACACUGCAGCAAGCCUACUGACCCAUACUAGGCAGGUAUUUCUCAAAAUCAACCAUUCCUAGCCAUCUAAUUGUCUAACCUUUUCCCAAAGCCACCCAAGAAUUUGCAUCAGGACUUCAGGUACUAAUCAAACCCAGUCCUUCCCACUCAUAUAUAUGUCUAAUUUCUUUUUUCAGCUCCAAAGUUUUAACUUGUCACUCAACAACAACUCUGUUUAAAAACCAUUUUGUAAAAUCAAGUUUGGUUAAAUUGAAGAUAUAAUGCCAGUGUAUAAACAUUAAGGAGCUGUAAUAGGAAAAUACAAGGAAGGACCUGAUUACUGUAGGUGCUACAGGAUAUAACAUGUUGGUUACACUGAGAGGAUAAAUUUAGGACAUGAGCUACAUUGACUAAAAAGGGUGGUCGGACAGAUCUAGGGCCGGAUGUUAUGAGGUCAGAUACUGCAUUUUUUGUUUAAUGUAGAGCAUACUAUACACAAAUGGUGUUAAAUUUAACUAGGCCAGAAGCAAGACGAGAGUUGUAGAUGGAUAGCACAUUAGAGAAUUAAUGGGGUAUUGCUAUGAAUGAAAUGCUGAAAGACACAAUGAACAAAUUGUGGAUACAGGAUCAGAGCUCUGUUUGUGGUGUCCCAUUUUUAGUAUUCAGUCUCAUAAAAUUAUUGAAGGUUUUAGUGAUCUCAAGACACUAUGCAUAAACAUGGACUUUCCAUGUCAGGGAUUAGCAGAUUGUUAGUCCUUUGUUGUAACACCUGUUUACUUUCUUAGAAAACAUUUAUUAUUAAUUAUUAUUAUUAUUAUUAAUUAUUAUUAUUAUUAAUUAUUAUUAUUUUACUGUGUAAUGUGGUAUACUGUACAAGUCAUUGAUUCAUCAAUUCAUGGGGGAAAAAAAUUUAAAAUGAAUGGCUGUGUUAUCAGUUUGGCUUGUAAUUGUCUGUUUUAAUAAAAAUGAGUGAAAAUUA